This is a messenger RNA of Pyrus x bretschneideri (Chinese white pear), 1528 nucleotides long. Its product is annotated as floricaula/leafy homolog. The record is from RefSeq and is a predicted model, not a curated record. Gene Ontology annotation, biological process: regulation of DNA-templated transcription. Bases 29 to 1093 code for a protein of 354 amino acids. Gene Ontology annotation, molecular function: DNA binding. The transcript is spliced from 3 exons. NCBI's taxonomy places the organism in Eukaryota, Viridiplantae, Streptophyta, Magnoliopsida, Rosales, Rosaceae.
UACAAAGCACAAGGGUAGUUUCGGAAGUAUGAACAAAAAUCGUCUUGCUUUUAUGGGAACAGAACACUACAAGCUCCCCCAGAAAAUAGUCUCUGUUCACAUUGUGCUGUGUGGAGUUGUGGAAAAUAUGGAUCCGGAUGCCUUCUCUGCGAACUUGUUCAAGUGGGGCCUACGAGGCAUGGUUGUGCCGACGAACCGGGUUCAGCUGGAAGCAGCAGUGCCACCAGCGGCGGCAGCUGCUGCUGCGGCGGCUGGUUGUACUUUGCGGCCUCCAGGUGAGCUUGGACUUGGAGGGCUUGAGGAUUUGUUCCAGGCAUAUGGGGUCAGAUACUACACGGCGGCAAAGAUAGCGGAGCUUGGGUUUACAGUGAAGACCCUCUUGGACAUGAAAGAUGAUGAGCUUGAUGACAUGAUGAGCAGCCUCUCUCAGAUAUUCCGCUGGGAGUUGCUUGUUGGGGAGAGGUAUGGUAUCAAAGCUGCCGUCAGAGCCGAGCGUCGCCGCCUUGAUGAGGAGGAUUCUCGGCGGCGCAACCCUGUCUCUGGUGAUACCACUACCAAUGCCCUUGAUGCUCUCUCCCAAGAAGGGCUGUCGGAGGAGCCGGUGCAACAAGAGAAGGAGAUGGUGGGGAGCGGAGGAGGGGCGACGUGGGAGGUUGCGACGGCAGGAGAGAGGCGGAAGAAGCAGCGGAGGAUGAAGAAGGGGCAAUUUAAAAAUUGUAGCGCUGGAGGGCGUCAUAAUAACGAGGGUGUGGACGACGAGGACGACAACGACAUGGACGACAUGACUGGGUAUGGGAACGGUGGAGGAGGGGGAAUGCUGGGAGAGAGACAGAGGGAGCACCCGUUCAUUGUGACGGAGCCUGGGGAGGUGGCGCGUGGCAAAAAGAACGGCCUCGAUUACCUCUUCCAUCUCUACGAGCAAUGCCGCGAUUUCUUGAUCCAGGUCCAGAACAUUGCCAAGGAGCGCGGUGAAAAAUGUCCCACCAAGGUACGAAGUUUUACCCAUCUCCCUUUUACGUACGCUGAUUUCUACUGUAAAACUAACAGUAACUUCAUCGUGUUAGUCAUUGAUCUGUGGGCCCAUUUCCUGUAGUACAAUUAAAGGCUAGUAGGCCGUAUUAAAUUUCACCACAAAUCUAUAUCUUUUAAUUGAACUCAACAUAAAUAUUAAAUUGUCGCGUUCAUAGCAAUUUUAGUUCUAUAGUUUCUGUGUAGGCCUGGUUUCGUUCAUGUAUUGCAAGUAGCAUCGACAUUGGUCCCUACAAUUCGCAAAUUACUGUAAUUCAAUGGCACCGGUCAAAUUUUGUUGAAUUCUUGUAAGAAGUCUGUUAGUUUUACCCUUUUGUGUACCGUGCACAUAAUGAUUUUGUACAAGGUAUCAGCGGAAGUUGAGGUUGAGGGCUGUCCUCGAGUUGGAACAAUUUGCAAUCUACAUGGACUAAAUUAGAUGAAAUUAAACGCAGGUCUUUGUGAAAACUACAUGGAUUAAAAAUGUGUUUCGGGUAAAUAGCUCAAUAUUUAGUCCAAA